Bradysia coprophila is the source of this 2457-nucleotide messenger RNA. RefSeq names its product visceral mesodermal armadillo-repeats (gene vimar). The record is from RefSeq and is a predicted model, not a curated record. Gene Ontology annotation, molecular function: protein binding; guanyl-nucleotide exchange factor activity. Gene Ontology annotation, biological process: positive regulation of GTPase activity. Lineage: Eukaryota; Metazoa; Arthropoda; Insecta; Diptera; Sciaridae.
UGGUACCAACACUGAAAGUGGGAAAAUUAUUCCGAAUAGGUUGAAUGAAUAAAUAAAUAAUAUUUUUUAUAUUCGAUUUCUAAGUUAAUAUUCACUGCUAUUUUCAAAAUUACCUACUUUCAAAUUAGAAUUAAACCAAUAUGACUAAUGAAAUAACGGAGCUCAUCAAUCGCCUGGAAAGCACACAAAUCGACACGGAAUCUGUACAAAUUAUUGAAAUUCUCGAUAAAUUAGCCGAUACCGAUCCGCCCCAAUUCGAUCAAAUUCCUUUGCACAAACCAUUACUGAAUUUACUCAAUCAUUCGUCUGUUGAUGUCAAGACAAAAGUUGCCAAAUUCAUUGCUGAGAUAAGCAAAACGGAAAAUCAACGCAAACAAUUCACCGAUAUCGAGACGUUACGAAAAUUGAUUGGAUCCAUCGAAAACGUGAACCUAAACUCAAAUUUCGAAUAUGUGAUUCAAGUGUGCCGAGCACUCGGUAACAUUAUGUUUGAAAAUUCCGAUGCACGGGACAUACUGGCUAAUAUAAGCGGGGACAAGACGUUAGUGGAGCUAUUGGAUGUACGAUUGCCAGAUGUGAGCGAGACAAGCAUUCAAUUCAUGAAAGUUCGGUGCGGAUUAAUUUCGAAUUAUUUGGUUGGUGGCGAAGAAAUAGCGAAAAGGGCUAUGGAUUUACAGAUUUUAAAGAAAAUUGAACAAACCGUUGAGUUGUGUUCGAAUGAUGUGGAAAAUUCGGAAGAUCUGUUGUUAAAUACGCUGCCCCCGCUGAGUAUUCUGACGGAAAAUGUUCAGGACUUGAACUUUGUACCUGCCUUGAAUCAGCAAUUAGUCAAAAUUUUAUCGGAAUCAAAGAAUCCAGACAUCGCCGAAAUGAUUUUGGAUCUGUUGCUGUUCCAAGCUGAAAACGAUGAUGUAAAGCUGCUCCUAGCGAAGGAAGGUCUCUGCGAAACGAUUUACAAGUUGCUGGAAAAAUACAAGACACUUGCUAAUACUAGCGAAGCCAGAGCACUUAUGAAACUUGCCUGUGACUUAGUCGUACUCAUUUUGACCGGGGAUGAUUCUAUGCAUUACCUUUACACUGAAACGCCGCUAUUAAAGUACAUCGAAGACUGGUUGGAUUCUUAUGACAUAGAUUUACUGACGACGGGUGUAUUGGCAUUGGGCAAUUUCGCACGUACAGACAGUCAUUGCAUUUUUAUGGUUGAGAACAACAUUAUGAAAAAAUUGCUGGAAAUUUUAUCGAAAAACAAUGGCAUCGACAAUGAUAUGCGCCUACAGCACGCACUGUUGAGUGCUCUGCGGAAUCUGGUCAUACCGAAACCGAAUAAGCCCGCCGUCUGCGAAGCUGGUCUUGUGCAAACAAUACUACCAAUGUUGGAGAUACAUCAGCCACCGGUUGUUUUCAAGUUGCUUGGAACUCUACGGAUGACUGUCGAUGGACAAGAGAAACUGGCUCACGAACUGCUGCAAAACGAAAAACUUAUCAAACAACUCGUUCUUUGGAGCAAAUCAUCAGACUACGCAAAUGUGACUGGAGAGUCCUGUCGAUUAAUGGCAUGGCUGGUGAAGCAUGCAUAUUUCCGGAACAGAGAUCCGACACAAAAGACCCCAGUCGAUUUAAAGAGUUUGCUAGUUUUUGUGAAAGUUGAUGGUGCUGUUGACAGUAUGGUGUCGAUGAUGUGUUCACAACAUUUGGUCAUGCAGAACGAAGCCCUAAUUGCCUUAUGUAUUAUUGUGGCCGUUCUGAAUGGAAACCGUGACGACGUCAACUUGGAUGAAUUGUUAGUCAAAUGUGAGUUAGGUCAACGUAUGUCCGAAUUUCUAGCAAAGAGUUCGGACACAAUGACCAAAGAAAUUGUUGAAAAUUUGCAAUCAUUGAUGUCGUUGUUACGUAAAUCGGAAACGUUAAUCAGCCACUUAGACAAACAUAACAUUGACGAAUCCCUCAAAUCAAUUCCAAUUUUGACUGAAUACUGUACGCUGUAGGUAAACGGAGAUUAGGUCUUAUACCGAGCCGGGGUUUAAUUGUUGGAUCGAAAAGGAAUGUUGUAAACCUACACAAAGUGAUUGAAUUUUUACCAUAUUUUGUCGUCAAAUUUUUAAAACAAGAAACUUAAAAUUAAGCGUCUCUGGGGCUCGCAGCACAUUAAGUGCUAGCGGCUCAUUUAAGAAAACAUUAAUUCUAGAAAUAGCAAAGAUUCCGAGAUUCAAUCGAUUGAAUGUAGUGCAUUUUGAGUAUAAAAAUAAUUUGAAAAUGAUUGAAGCAACUAAACUAAUGAAAGGUCAAUUAAUGGGGGAGGUAAAUGCGAAAUUGAAUUUUGUUUUAUUUCCAUGGCGAUCGUCUUAGGUAUAUGUCGUGACACAAAAUGUACACAAUUUCAUUCAAAUUUUUAAAAGAAAAUUUUAAUUAGAAUUUGCUUGUACUAAGUUUAAAUUUAUUUAUUCAACAAAAUAAAAA